UCAGGGUUGGCCUCUUCUUUAUAAAAGCAACACUCAGUCACUUUCCAAGCCAUUCCUCAUUCUUCAUCUUUUUUGGUCCGUUCAUUCAGCAGAAUGAAGAAGCUGAUCCUCGACGUUGACACUGGAGUCGAUGAUGCUCAGGCCAUCAUGAUCGCCCUCACUGCUCCAGAUGUGGAGGUUUUGGGGAUCACCUGCUGCCAUGGCAACACUCCUCUGGAGAACGUCCUCACAAACACCCUGCGUGUCCUGAAAGUCUGCAACAGGCUGGACAUUCCAGUUUAUGAGGGUUUCUCGAAGCCUCUGCUGGCCAGUAAACAGCACGCGUCGGAUUAUCAUGGGAAAGACGGACUGGGGGACGUCCCAGACCCAGACGCUCCAGGUGUGGAGCUGCUGCAGAAGAAGACAGCGGCGCAGGCGAUGCAUAAAAUUGCAAGGGAAAAUCCAGGAGAGGUGAUCCUUGUGGCUACUGGACCCCUGACUAACCUUGCAGUCGCGGUGCAGCUGGACCCUUCCUUCCCCAAAAAGCUGAAAGCACUCUACAUCAUGGGAGGAAACACCGAGUCUCGGGGUAACACCACUUCGUGUGGUGAGUUCAACUUUGUGGCCGACCCUGAAGCGGCUUUCAUCGUUUUGGACCGCUACACCUGUCCCACCUACAUCGCUGCGUGGGAGUUCAGUUGCCGGAGCAGCCUCCCAUGGUCUUUCUGGGACGAGUGGCUGUCCGUAAAGACAGAGAAGGCUGCCUUCAUCAGGAAGAUAUCAGAGCUUUCAAUGAAGAAAGCUCGUUCAGAUGAGUAUCAAAAAGAAGUCAUAGCUGGGCAAGGCUUUAAUCCCUGCGACGUGUUCGCGCUCGCCGCUGCGGUCGACAACGGCUUCAUAACAAAGAGUGAGAAGGUGGCAGUGACAGUGGAGCUGAAUGGGAAACACACCCGGGGUAUGAUGGUGCUGGACUACAUGGAGUGCCUGAAGAAGGAGCACAAGGCCGUCAUCAUGAAAACAGUCAACCUGGAGAAGCUGAAGAAAAUGCUGUGCAACGCCGUAAAGUAGAAACAUCUCCAUGAAACAAGAAGAGAACCUGAAACGAGCUUUUGGGUUUAGAGCAAACAUUUUUCAGAACCCUUCAGCCUGCAUUAAUCUGCAUAAAAAGGAAAAAAAACUUUAGAACAUUAAUAACUGAUAGGGUCUUUUUUUUCUUUCUAUAACUUUGAAAUUGAACCCUGUCAAUUAGUUGCUCUGGAUUAUAUUUUAACAUUAAAACAGUACAACGGUGUGAAUGUUUCUUUUUCUCCUCUACUGACAGAUUUUUGUGAUUCAUUCUUUUUAAUGAACAGAAACGAAUGGAUGGAGGAUGCAGCAAUAUAGUUUCAAAAUAAACCUUUGCUUUCAUGUA
Molecule: messenger RNA, 1390 nt
Organism: Poecilia reticulata (guppy)
Lineage: Eukaryota; Metazoa; Chordata; Actinopteri; Cyprinodontiformes; Poeciliidae
Product: nucleoside hydrolase-like
Molecular function (GO): hydrolase activity, hydrolyzing N-glycosyl compounds
Source: RefSeq, a predicted model, not a curated record